Molecule: messenger RNA, 11995 nt
Organism: Alligator sinensis (Chinese alligator)
Lineage: Eukaryota; Metazoa; Chordata; Crocodylia; Alligatoridae
Gene: SLCO5A1
Product: solute carrier organic anion transporter family member 5A1
Exons: 9
Biological process (GO): sodium-independent organic anion transport; transmembrane transport
Cellular component (GO): membrane
Molecular function (GO): protein binding
Source: RefSeq, a predicted model, not a curated record
GCGCUGGCGGACUCGCGCUGCUUCCUGGCCUGCAUGUGCUUCCUCACCUUCAUCCAGUCCCUCAUGGUCUCGGGCUACCUGAGCAGCGUCAUCACCACCAUCGAGCGGCGCUACAGCCUGAAGAGCUCCGAGGCCGGGCUGCUGGUCAGCUGCUUCGACGUGGGCAGCCUGGUGGUCGUGGUGUUCAUCAGCUACUUCGGGGGGCGCGGGCGCAGGCCGCUGUGGCUGGCCGUAGGUGGGUUUUUCAUCGCGCUGGGGGCUGCACUCUUUGCCUUACCUCACUUCAUCUCCCCGCCCUACCAGAUCCAAGAGCUCAACUCCUCCGUCUCCAACGAGGGCUUGUGCCUGACUGGUAACAAUACCACCAGGGACCCUUUGGACUCACCCGCCUGUGUCAAGGACUCUGGUGGGAAGGAUCAUGCCCUCUAUGUAGCUUUAUUCAUUUGUGCCCAGAUCCUCAUUGGCAUGGGCUCCACACCCAUCUACACCCUGGGACCAACCUACCUAGAUGACAAUGUCAAGAAAGAAAAUGCAUCGCUUUACCUAGCCAUCAUGUAUGUAAUGGGAGCACUUGGUCCCGCAGCAGGAUAUUUAUUAGGAGGAGUCCUUAUCGGUUUUUAUGUUGAUCCUAGAACAACUGUUUAUAUUGACCAGAGCGACCCUCGAUUCAUUGGAAACUGGUGGAGUGGAUUCCUCCUUUGUGCCAUUGCAAUGCUCCUUGUGAUAUUCCCCAUGUUUACUUUCCCAAAAAAGCUUCCACCUCGACAUAAAAAAAAGAAGAAAAAGAAGAUGAGCUCUGAUGAUGUUUCAAGUGAUGAUGAUGUAAUGAAAGAGAAAACAAACGGCAAAAGACAAGAGGAGAGUGCAGUUGCUGCGUCUAUGGGAUUUGGAAAAAAUGUUAAAGAGCUUCCAAGAGCAGCUGUCAGGAUCUUAAGCAACAUGACAUUCCUUUUUGUGAGUUUGUCAUACACAGCUGAGAGUGCCAUUGUUACUGCUUUUAUUACCUUCAUUCCCAAGUUCAUCGAGUCACAGUUUGGCAUCCCAGCUUCUAAUGCCAGCAUCUACACUGGUGUGAUUAUUGUCCCAAGUGCUGGUGUUGGUAUUGUCCUAGGUGGCUACAUUAUCAAAAAACUCAAACUUGGUGCAAGAGAGUCUGCAAAGUUGGCUAUGAUCUGCAGUGGUGUGUCUUUGCUGUGCUUUUCAACGCUCUUCAUUGUUGGAUGUGAAAGCAUUAAUCUAGGGGGCAUAAAUAUACCUUACACAACAGGUCCUACUCUAGCCAUGGCCCACAGGAAUCUGACUGGCAGCUGUAAUGUUAACUGUGGAUGUAAGAUUCAUGAAUAUAAACCUGUUUGUGGAUCAGAUGGAAUAACAUACUUUAAUCCUUGUCUGGCUGGCUGCAUCAAUGGUGGAAAUCAGAGCUCAGGGGUAAGAAAUUAUACAGAAUGUGCCUGUGUUCAAAGCCGCCAAGUUAUCACUCCACCAACAGUGGGACAGCGCAGUCAGCUCAGAGUGGUUAUUGUCAAAACGUACCUGAAUGAGAAUGGCUAUGCUGUUUCUGGGAAGUGUGAUCGAACCUGCAAUACACUUAUCCCAUUCCUAAUAUUUCUUUUCAUAGUUACCCUUAUAACGGCAUGUGCCCAGCCAUCAGCAAUCAUAGUGACACUCAGGUCUGUGGAAGAUAGUGAGCGGCCUUUUGCACUAGGAAUGCAAUUUGUUUUAUUACGAACUCUUGCUUACAUUCCUACUCCAAUUUAUUUUGGGGCUGUUAUUGAUACUACAUGCAUGCUUUGGCAACAGGAUUGUGGCGUGCAAGGAUCUUGCUGGGAAUAUGAUGUCACAUCCUUUCGUUUUGUCUACUUUGGAUUGGCAGCUGGUCUCAAGUUUGUAGGUUUCUUUUUUAUUUUUCUGGCCUGGUAUUCCAUUAAAUAUAAAGAAGAACAACUGCAGAGACACAGAUGGAGGGCCUCCCCUAUAAACACAGUGAGUGAGAUGGUUGGCAAUGCUGGACCUCAACAGAACCAUGCACGGACUAGAUCCUGCCCUACUUUCAGUUCUCAUGGAGAACACAAUGAAGGCAUUAAUUUGGCACGAGGAAUGAAUUGCAUAGCUCAAACUUAUCCUGGCCCCUUUUCAGAAGCAAUAAAUUCUUCAACUGAAAAUGCAUCAGAAGAAGUCACUGCUGAGAUGUAAACCCCAGGCUUGGUAAUGUAAAAUUUGGUUUUGUUGGUUGACUUGAAUAUGGCGCCUUGUGAAACACCUGUGCCUUCUUUUUUAACCUGAACACAAUACAUAAUAAACCAACAAAACUUAAUGCAAGCAAACAAAGAAUACUUGAGGGCUGGAUACCUCAAAAUGUUCCAAAUUCCUAUUUCUCCUCUCUGGAUAAAUGGAUUUUUAAUAUCUGUGUUUGCAAUUAUUUUGGGUGUGUCCAUUAAAUGUUCAUGCUCUGCAUAAGGAUGAAGUAUUCUGAAUUUCAUGGGUCAAUGGAAGAGUGACAGUCAUUCAUAUAACUAGUCAGGACUGUGAGAAAAAGUUUAAAUGUACUAUAGAUUUCACAUCCAUCAUAGUUUUUAGAGAUGAGUAAUUACUGUGAGUUCUGCUACAAAGCACAACUGAACUUGUUUAAACUAUGCAACUUAUUUGGAUAAAUAUGUGCAGCAUGUUCAUUUCAAGUUCGCUUUUAAAGAUUUAAAUUCAACUCAUUUUGAAAAGGACUAUUUUUAGACAUAAAUGUAAGAUUUACAAAAAGACAUGAUGUUUAAGUCCUGUUGAUAAUAUGUUAAGCCAUAGAAAAGAUGUACAUCAGGUGAAGUUUUCGAAUAAUGAGACAUAAUAUCCUUAUCCUGUAAAAACGUAUGUUUAUUUUAAUUUGAUAGGAUGUAGCAUUUCUAAAUGUAGUUUGCAGGCUAUGAAGUCAUAACUCUUGAGUGAAAAACUACAGUAUUAGUUUGUGAUAGCAUUAAGACAUAAUAAUCAUAUGUAUAGGGGCUAUAACACAGAUUCAUAUUUUGUAACUACCUCUGCAGUUAUCUGUUGUAGGUGGUUAUUGUUAACCACAAAUCCAUAUUUGGAAACACAGUAACCAGUUAUAUUUUGAUUGGAAAUGCUUGGUUGUAGUUUGCAAAUGCAUGCAGAUCGUUUUAAAUCGAUCUCUAGCUUCCCACUAAUUAGGUGAAAAACUUAAGACUUUUGAAAGCUGCAUUUCAGGAUUGACCUACUGCCAUGCCAAACAAACCUCAUAUCAAUAGCAAAGCAGAUUUUUAAAAAUAAAAUCUUUGUGGAUUGAUGGCAGGGUCAUACAAAAAAUGGUUGGCAUGUCAGCAAAUUCUCUCCAGCAUCCUGUCACUGAUUGUGCCAUGUUCUUUAUGGAGUCAGACUCUGAGUCCAGAAUCUUCCAGCAGCAGAUUGAAUUAUCUGGUAAGCAUAUUCCUCACAAAAAUAUUGCAUAAUCUGUCCCUCAUGGUUACUCAUGUAACGCAAUUUCAUUUAGGGUUCUGUGAGGAAAAUAGAAGAGUCAGCUGACUUUGCCCUUUAGGGGAACAAGAAGACACAAAAAGCAAUUCCACACCCAGACCCACAGGCCAUUACCUGGCAUUUAACAAUUCAAAAUACGGUUUCAAGGAGGGAGGGGGAACAUGUAAAAGUAAGAGAUUUUUCCAAUUUUAUCUGCAACCUUUUAUCUGCAACUAAUUCUUCUUCUGCAACCUUAAUCUGGAGACAUUACAGCUACUUUCUGCCAGCAUGUUAGCUAUAAUUUAAUUUAAUAUAAUUUCAGAUGAGAAAAACAGCCAAAUCUGUAUUCUACUCUCAGGUGCACAUUCUUAGGAAAUUUGAAUCAACUCCUCUGCAAGGCAGCACGUAGAAGAUUCUGUCUUUUGUGAAGUUUGCAUGAUGAUAAACAGGAGGAAGAAGGUGUUGUAUGUACAGUAGAAGGAAAUACCUUAAAAUAGAUAUAAACAAUUUCCAUGUGGCUUCAUGAAAAAGGGAUUUUAAUAUAACAAAAUAUAACAAGUUCAGUGAAGGUCACAUAGAAUCAAAUCCUGUUUCUAUUGAAGUUAAUGAUAAAAAAUCCUUUGGUAUUAGUAGCCUCAGGCCUUGGCCAGUAGAGAAGAUUCCUGUGUCCCUCUGUAUUGCCAGUUUCCUCACAACUCUUCCUGCCUGUCUUUGACAAGCAUGUGAAGACUCCCCAUGCUGGCAUCAGACUUGGGAUGUAUGUAAUAUUGUUUAAAUGGCUACCCAUUUAAAAUCUUCUAAUGAUAUUGGUUAAACAGUUAACUGAUGACACAUACCUAAUGUGUGCGUGUGUGUUUACUUCACACUGCCCCAUGUGCACGUGGGGCAUGUUGUCCCCCACAGAACUUUCUGCCAAAUGGAGCCAGGCACCCCCCUGUCUGGUGGCACCAGUAUCUCCUUGCACCUUCCCUGUCUGCAGCCCAGGCAAGGACUUCCCUGCCCUUCCACCUUGUACUCGUUCUCCCACCUGUGCUAAUUUGUGUGCAGGUCGGGGGGGUGGAGCCUGCCCUGCAUAUCUCCAGCCUUGCUGCUGACUGCACUGUGCUGCUGCCACCAGUCACGCUGCAGAGGGCCAGAGGCUGGCUUCCACCUGCCUCCUCUUGGCAAACUUGCAAGUGACUGAUCCGCUGCUACCUGCCCUGGCUGGCAUAGCACAGGUGCUUGGGGCCAGAUGCAGCAGCAUGGGGGUAAGUGGCUGGGGGAGGAGGCGGUGGCAAUCCCUGCCAGACAACAUGCCCCCCUCCCCAGUCCCAGGUCAGCAGCAAGCUGCAGGGAGAGGGAGGCAGAGGCAGAGCUAUAUGCUGUGACUAGCCUCCUUCCUGGGGCACUGUGCUGCUUUCCUUCCCUGCCAGACUCCAUCCAGCCCUAAACAUUAACUGUAAUGCAUUACUAGAAUAAAUAUACUUACCAUUUAACCUUUCACAUCCCUACAUCAGACCCUGGUCUAAAUACUGAUAGCUGUCUGUCUGUCUGUCUAUCCCUCCAUCCAUCCAUCCUAACCAUUCUUUGGUUAGUCUGUAAAGUGCAAAUCUACCUUGCUUUCUACUUGACUUCAGACUAUCACAGCUAACUACAUCUGUCUGAAAUGUUGAUUCCAGUCAUUGCAGAGUGUCCUGAUUAGUUUAUCAGGUUAUUUGGGUAGAUGUGGUAUCUUUUAUUAGACCAACUGAGUAGUUACAAAAAACUUUUUUCCAAGCUUGCAGGUGCAAUCACUGUUCUUCAAGCAUAGGGAGCCUCUGCUGUGCUAUACUGUUUGAUUAGUUUGUAUAGCUCUAGAGCCUUCAAGUAUUCACAGAAAAUAAUUUCUUUCUACAACUAAGUAUAGACAAAUAUCACUGACUAGUGACAACUAAGUCACUCCCUGUUAUUCUUUUGUCAUUAAUGCUUAUUGAAGCUAAUAGGAAGCCCGAGAAAUUUCUUCUUCUUGUUCAAUAUCCAGGCAGGUUAUAUCCCUGAUGUAGAGGCUUGCUUUGGGAUAUGUAGUCAUCUGCACCAUCCUUUACAACUUAUACCCAUUGCUCCAGGAAUAAACCCAGUCAGAGACUUGAUGCAGAAAUUAUUGUGUGAGGUUCUUUCUCUUUGUUAUUGUUGGAGUUCAGAAUGGGUUAUUAAAAUGGUGACUCCUAGCCUUAUUGUGGGAGACGGAGUGUACCUCCCCUCUUUCUUCUUAUUAAAAACAUCCUAAAAACUUUGUAGUGGUCUUUCCUUCUCAUGUCCUUGUGACAAGAUAUUUAGCAGAAUUCACACAUUCCUUGGAAUCUGACAGGGCCACACUGUGAAUGUUUAUAUUAUGGCCUCAAACAUGCAACCUCUGGGUAGUCAGCCAUAUGAGUUAGUGCCCAUACCACCCCAGCCCCCAUUUAAAAUGGUGAAACUAGCAAAGAGGUAUAAGGGUCCUGCAACACACGUACUAAGAUCUUGUCAAAUUUAAGGGGAACAGUGACCUUUGUAUAGACCAGUGCAGUGUAAAGUCAGGGCAGAAUCAGGCUUCCCAGUAUUGCAGCAGCAAAUGCAAAUUACAGAGUAAAUCUCUUGUUCCCUUCUCAACGAGUGAACAAGCAGACACAUCCUUCAACUAUUGAAGCUUUUGGAUUAAUUCCAAGGAAACUAAAGCAUGUUGAAACUGAGCAUUUGUGCUCCAUGAGCAUUUCUGACCCUUCAAAUUGUAAUGAAUUUCACAAGAAAAAUUUUAAGUACCUUGUAAAACAAAAUUUCUGGAAAAAUUAUUAUAGAAAAACUGAAAUCACCUUAUUGAAAUACUUCUUUUCAGCUGUUUUAACUUUUAAUUUAUCAUUUACACAAUGGUGAAUUAUUUUUGUAUAAAUUUAAAAUGUUGUUUCAGUAAUAUUUUAUAAAAUAUUAAGAUAACAAUAAUGUAUUCUCACAUUCAAGUUUCAUUUAAUCAACAUUCUCUGAAACAAAAGCCCUGUUCCCUUGAAACAUUUAACUAGCUCUUAAAGACAGAAAUCAUGGUUUGAGGUGGUUUCUGUGAAAAGCAGUGUUACCUAUGAUUUGAGGCAGAAUUGCCAGAAAAAAAAAACUUGCAGAAAAUUAAAUCCUGGCUGCCAGCACAGAGAAAGGGAGCCAAGAUGGCAGCCACCCCCCCUCCUUCCAUUGUUGAUUGGCUGAGAGAGCUCCCUGUUGUGUGACCAUGCUGAUUCGCCAAUCAGUGGUGAGGGGCAGAACCACAUGAAUGACAGCCUCCAUGGCCAGUCAACGGUGUGGAGGGGCAUUAUUGCAAAAAACUAUGAAAAUGUUAUCACCCGUCUGCCUCCUUGAUUUCUGUAGGUCCCUAUUUAUAACCACCCUUAAGGUAUCUGAAGACUGUUUUCAAAUGCCCCCUCAAUCUUAUCUUCUUCAGGUUAAAAUCCUAGUUUUUGUGGCUUUCUAGUUUUUGUGGCUUUUCUUUGUAAGUCAUGUAUCCCAGGCCUGUAAUCAUUUUCAUUAGUCUUUCCAAUUCGUCUGUAUCUUUCUUGAAGUGUGGGACCUAGAACUGGAAGCUCCACCAGUUUUGAAUAGAGUGGAAAGAUCACUUUCUUUGAUUUGCAAAAUACACUCCUGUUAAUACAACAGUUUGCUAUUGGCCUUUUUUUGCAACAAUUGCAUACUUAGCUCAUAUUCUACUUUUGGUCUGCUGUAACAACUCUUUUUCUCUAGUACCGCACCUGGCCAUUCAUUCCCCAGUCUGUAUUUGUGCAUGGAAUUGUUCUGUCUUAAGUGCAGGAGUUUGCCCUUAACCUUACUGAAAUUAACUUGAUUCAUUGUUAAACCAUUUCUUUAAUUUAUCAAGGACAUUCUGAAUCAUAGCCCUACUCUCCAGUGUCUGCAACUCAACCAAACUUGGUGUAAUUUGAAAAUUUGCUAAUCGUUUACUCAAUGCCUUCUUCCAAAUCAUUAAUUAAAAUAUUAAACUGGACCUAUGAUACAUCCCUGGGGAAUCCCUAUUUCAUCCCUCAUUCCAACUGGACAUUGAGCUAUUGAUCUCUACAUGUUGAGCUCAAUGAUCCAAACAACUAUGUAUUCAUUUUACCAUACUUAAAUGUAGUGAAGGGAAGCUAUAUUCGGAAUGAGCUACAAUAGCAGAAGGCUAGGUCCUGUCCUCCUGUGAUAUUAGUCUGCAAGGAAUGGCAUCAAUCAGUGACAUGGGAAGCUAGUUGGAAUUCUGAAGUGCCAUCAUAGAGAAGCUGCAAUUCUUUUCUCACAGUAGCCUAUCUCCACUGACAUCCAUGGAGUUGCUUCUGAUUUACAUUGCAGUACAUGGAAGGAAAAAUCAAACCUAACGUCUGAAAUUAGCAGACUAGACAUCCAUAUAGUUUGUUUCCUUCAAAAGAAAAAGACAAGCAAAAUGGAAACAGAAAAUGAGAAAGAGGACAGUUAGAAUCUAUAAGUGUGAUUCUUUACCCUUUGGAGUCCAUUCUGAAAGUGUUGGCAGGGGGUUCAAAGACUACAAGGUAGGGCUGUACAUAUUUACAGAUACAGACCCGAUUCUCUACUCCCUUACAUUUUGGGCUCAUCUACAUGUUGCCCUAUGGCGACAUAAUGACACGCUACAUUGCCUUACACUGCUAUGGCAACAUAGCAAUCACAUGAGUCUCUGUGGGAUUGCUAGUUACGUUGCUGUAGUGGCAUGCUCCCCUGGCAUAGUGCGUCACUAUAGUGAAGUAGCAGCGAAAUCUAAUCGUGUGCUGCAUGCAUGGCACAGUAACUGCCCUUAGUGCUCCAUGCUUUAGUACUUCUAAAAGGAAGCACUAAAGCACAGCGCCAUAGCAGCAUUGCCAUACAGUGACAUGUAAACAUGCCCUUUAUGAUGUUCUUUACUCCUGAGAGACUGGAUAUAUAUUGAUGCUAUCUGAUUGGGUAGUACUUUUCACCCACUGACCACAGAUGCCAUGGCUACAGCACAUGCAUCAAGCAAAGAACCAGACUAGUGCUAUUCUUAUAAUCAAUUGGAAAUUUUCAAAAAUUAACAUUUUUACAUGUCCUUUUAGGCUAGCUUUGUACCCUAGUCUUAUAUUUUCAAAACUACAAACUCCAAAAUGCACAUUUCUUAAGAUUAAUAUUAUAUAAAUGAACUAGGUUGAUAUUUCCUAGUAGAUAUUUAAAAUAGUUUGGAAUUAUAAAUAUUUGUUCAUAGUGUUUAAAAAAAUAGAAAUGACAGAUUGAUUUUCUUCAAAUAUAUGUACAAUCUACAGUAUUACACACUUAUACAAUAUGGCCCUGAUCAGAUAAAAUACUUUUAAGUGUGUGCAUAACUUACACAUGAUUAAUUUGCUUCAAGUUGUAUGCAUACUUAGUGCUAAAUCAAACCCAUUAGAGUAUUGAAGGGAGUUCCUUUCUGCACAGAGUAACUUCCGUGUCAAGAUUUUUUCUUUCAUUGAAUGAUUUUUUGUAAGAAGAACAGCAGAGGGUGAACUCAGGAAAAAUUCUCAAAGGCUUGUUAUGCAUUCAGUAUUAAGGCACACAUUUCAUUUGCAAGCAUAAUCCAUAACUCCAAAACGUGUUAUCAGUAAGUAGAUAUCAAUAUGGUCAUGCUAAAUUUUGUAGGUGGUUAUAUGCUAGUUUGGACUAGAAAUAAGGCAAUUUUAACAAUGAGGGUAUUAAGCAAUUUACUGAUGUAUAUGGUAGAUUCUUUGUUACUUGACUUCUUUAAAGCAAGUAUAGCUGUGUUUCUAAACAAUAGAUUUUAGCCAAGUCAAAGCUAUUGCAGUUUGAAACUCUAUGUAUUACAUAUGAGGCCAAUCUAGAUAAGCAUAAUGGCUCCCUUCUGACCUUACAGGCCAUGAAACUAUUGAUUUAAUUAUAUAGGGCUAGGUCCUAUAAAGUUAUAGGGCCAGGUCUUAAGCAGAAUUUGGCCCUAAAUAUUACAAAAGUUCCGGUCUCUAAAACAAGAUGCAGAGUUCCCUUUGCUCCAACUGAUGUCAUUCAGCAGCUUGUACAAGGGGGCAGUACUGCUUACAGGUUCAGGGCUCGAUUCAUCACUGCCUUGCUUCAGGUUCCUUCUGCAACUCCACUGCUGUCAGUCAUGCCCCACUAACAAACCUGGUGAUGACUGGUUCAAGGUGUCUUCUCAUAGAGUUUUGGGGCCAACUUCUCAGCAACAGUAGGAUGCUGGAACUGAGGAUCAUUGGAUUGGAUGCCAAAAGCUGAAAAUCUAAGAAAGCUGAAGUGUUUAAGAACUGGUUGUGAAUAAAUGGGAGUCAAAAUGACAUCAAAUGCAUAUUAGAGUUUGUUUUCUAUUUACUCUCCAGUUUGUAAUACUUCUGUGUAGAAUGACAGCAAAUAUUUCCCUAUCAAGUUUGUCCUUGUCCAUUUUCCAAUAGCACCUAUUUUAAUAGAGUCUGGUAAAGCCAUGCUACGUUCUAUGCGGUGUUUUGUUUCUUCACCAGCAACAUAAAUGAUGAAUCCAUGCCAGAUAUUGAUAGUCAAGCAGGACUCCCACUAGAAAUGCAGUUUAGGUGCCUGCAUCAAUAGAAGAUGGAAGGACAUUUGCACAUGUGAAGAAUAAACCGAUAAUGUUUAUAGGUACACUUCAGGUACUUCAUAUAUGGCCUGAAUUGUUAAACAUUGUUCCCUUUAAAGUACUUGAAUUAGACAGCCACAGCAGGAUCUUAGCUUCAUUCUCUUGCACAAGAUUAGAGCUUAAUCUAUCACACAGGUUUUUAAAGGUUAAAUAUACCCACUUGCACUAAAUAUAUCAUACACAUGCAGUACAGUCUCUUUAACAGAACUGUAGCCACUAAUAUGAAACAUAAUACUGUACAAACCUACAAAUGCCUGUUUUUGAAUUUGUAAGUCAAUAGAUAACCGUUCAUGUAGCUUGUAAAUGCAGAUGACCCUAACUUCCAAUGUUCAACCUGAAUCCACACUUUCUUCAAAUUUGGGGUUGUUACUCUUUAGUUCAGGCUCUUUUCUAUUUCUAAAACUCUUGUAUUAUCAAUUAUUGUUCCCUAUCAAUUGCUCUCAUCUCAAACCAGUUGUCACAAGAUAUCCAGUCACCAUGUCUGGUUCAGGAGCUAGGUAAAAGCUUGCACAUUGAAGGAUGUCUGUAAGAAGCAGCGUCCAAAAUAUUUUUCACUUCAAGGAAGAAAGAAAAUAUAUUUAGUAACCUUGAUCAAUUUUGAACAUGCAGAUGACUAAACAAUACAGUAGUGCCAGUGAGUACAGAAGUAUUUUUGAUGCUUGAUGACAGGAAUGUAUCUGAUAUAUUCUAAACACUUCAGUGAUAUAACUGCCUGGGCAUUGAAAUUUGAAUAUAGAAAUAUUUCUGUAAAUUCAGUGUUCAUAAUUACCCCAGGGCCAAAUCCUACAAGUCCUCUGUUAGUCAACUGGUGAGAAGUUGCCUGUAGAAACGCCAUAGGACUUAGUUGAGUAUCAACAGCCAAGGUACUAAUAGAUGAAUCAGCUGUAGAACUGCAGCAUUAUAUGACUUAUUAAUUUUCAUAAGAUGUUAUUUUAACAGCACUGUUAGAUGUUGAGAAUUAAGUUGAUAGGAACUAAAAGAAAACAAAACACUGCGCAAACUAUGGGGCUGCUUCUAUAAAUUUCCUACUGCAGUCUAUGAGAAUUUUACGUUAAGGUUUUUAAGUUUGGCUUGAUAUUUCUGGAGGAAUUAUAAUGGGCCAAACUCGUAUCCCAUUGGUAAACACAGGCCAAAUUCAACCGGAGCUUUUGCCAUUAAAUUCUAGGGAGAGAAGAUUUGGCCCUUAGGUUUUUGCAUUUGGAAAGGUAACACCUUUUUUUGAAUUAGAGCCUGUGGACUGAAUGGAAGUAGUUCAGUAUAUAUGACGCACACUAGAUUGUGCAAGUGAGAUCGAUGGGACAUGCCAUUGGAGGAAAAAGUAUUUUUAGGAAACAAACAUUAUUGCCAAGAUGUAUUCAAUUGAAAAGUUGUACCAAAAUGGACAAUGAAUUUCAGUUUCUGUAUAGGAAUGUAAUUACUAAGGGUUUUUUUUAAGACAUUUCUCAUUAAAACUUGUACCUAUCUCCUUUGAAUUAAAUGGGAGUUUUGCCACUGACUUCAAUAGGAAAUGAUCCACAAUGCAUAUUUCUACCAAAAAGAUUAACUAUAAACAUCAAGAGUCUGAGCCAUAGCUUAGGAGCAUGGAAUGGUCACACUGUCUAUAACUGUUUAGCUAAAAAAAAUAUAUAUUGAAUAAAUUGGGCUUAGGUAAUUUUUGGUGUGUAUGUGAGUGUAUGAGUGAGUGCACAGGUGGGUUGCUUAUGGUGAAAAAGACAAGUUGCUGAAUGCAUUUUUUUCAGACUUUUAGGUUCCUUUUUUGAGGUUUUUUAAUUGUAUUUAUUUCUCUGCAAAGCGUAGAGUAAUUUGAAAGAUGUAUCACACACUAUGUGUAAUGGAAGCUACUGUUAACAUCUAUUGUAAACAUGAGUUUACAAGCAAACCCUUUAAUACUUGAUAUGUGAAAAUAAAAAUAGCAUAUCCCGUGUCUUUUAUUUAUGACCCAAAAAACCCUGCACAAAA